Molecule: messenger RNA, 6259 nt
Organism: Saccostrea cuccullata (small rock oyster)
Lineage: Eukaryota; Metazoa; Mollusca; Bivalvia; Ostreida; Ostreidae
Product: myosin-11-like
Exons: 20
Coding region: 99-5264 (1721 amino acids)
Source: RefSeq, a predicted model, not a curated record
UUUUAGAGACGAUAAAAGAGCUCCAGUCCAAAUUAAUAAAAGAGAGGCGAGAGAAGCUGCAGUUAGAGUUGAAGAUUCGUGACGAGGUGUGCAGCGAGAUGAUGAAGCAGUUAGUGGAGAUUGAAGAUGAGUGCAGUGAGCGUAUCAGAAUUAAUGAAGAGGCCACAGAAGAAAUGUAUGAGAAAAGAAUUCAAAUUCUGAUGGAUGCUUAUGAAAAUCAAGGAAAGAAACAGAGUGACUUCAUGACAGACAAGGAUGAUGAAUGGGUCUCCAGCAUUCUCUUCUACCAAGAGCAAAUGAAGAAUAAGGAAAAAGAUGCAGAGAUAGAAAGGCUGAGGAAAGAGUUAAAUGAGGCCAAAUUAAAAAAGGUUCUGAUCAGUGGACAGUCUUCCACCCAGGGGUCAGCUGACAUGGGGGACUCGGUUCUCCUAGAGACCCUGACCAAUCAGCUGGAGGAAGUCAAAACCACCCUCAAAGAAAAGGAUGAUGAAAUAAAGGAGCUGAAUGAGAUGUUAACAGAGGCAGGGGAGACAUUCCAGGCAAAAGAAAAGGAGAUUCAGGAUCUGAAAGUCUUAUUGGAGGAGGACAAGGCUGAUAAAGCAGAACAGGUGGCAGAACUUGAAAAGGCCCUGAUCGAAAGCAAGAAAGCCUUGGAGAUGGCCGAUCAGAAGAUAAAAAGCCGUGAUGAGACGGUGGAGACAACCAGGAAGACUUUACAAGAUGAAGUUGACAACCUGAAAACCUCCCUCGACUCAUGGAAGAUGAAAUAUGAGAAGGAAGAAGAGGAGAGUUUAAAGCGAGAGCAGGCGCUAAUUAAUGGCUACAAAGCAGAGAUAGCCAACUUAAAGCAUCAGUUGUCGUUGGUGAAGGCAGAGCAGCGACACAACAGCCCCUGUAAGUCUCCAGCCAAACACAAGAAGCACCAGGAUCAUUUCAUGGAGGACUUGUCAAAACAACUGAAAGAUCUGCAGGAAGAGUUCGACAAAAACUCUGCAGCAACGCUGGAAUUAGAGGAGGCUCUCCACAGGACAAAACAGACAAACGAAGAGCUGGAAGUGAGACUCUCCAAGCAGUCUGAGGAGAACGAAACGGCUCAAGUCAAGAUUGAGGAACUAGGUAGAAAAUGUGAAGAACUAGAAUCUAGAGUUCAAAAUCUACAAAGUGAAAAGGAAGAGGCUGUUAAACAAGUGGAAGAGAUGAAAGAGAAUAAAGAAAAGCCCACAGCUUUAGAGGAAGAUAUUGAAAACUUGAAAUCAAAAUUAGCUGAAAAAGAUGUGGAGAUUGCAGAAUUGAAGGAGCAGGCAAAUAAGCUGAAUGUUUCAAUGGGAAAUAACUUGCAAUUUCAGCUUGAUGAGGCAAACAUAGAGAUUUCACAACUUCAGAGUAAUCAGGCGAAACUAGAACGCAAAGCAGUGAAUCUAGAAAAACUUUAUAAAGAGAAAACCAAGCAAAAUAUGGAACUGAAUGAUGAAUUAAACAAAGUGAAAGUAGCAAAGGAAAUGCUAGAGGAAGACUUACAGGAUCAGGAGGAAACAGAGGAAAAAAUGGCGGAAAUGUCAAAGGAAAAUGAGGAACUGAAGCGAAAAGUGGAGGAAAUGGAAACAGAGUUAAAACAGCAGGAGGGUAACUCUGAGGAAAGGUUUGUCAUCAUUCAAAAGGAGAAUACUGACUUAAAGGAGAAAGUAGAAAAACUGAAGGAAGAUGUUACGAAAGAGGAACAUGUCAGCACUGCAAUGAAAUCUGAACUUGAAACUGCAACAACUAGACUCAAAAGCCUAGAGAAAACCUGUGAGACACUGGAAAAGAAGGAGAAGAUGAUAAAAGAUUUGGAGGAUAAAGAAGAAAAAAGUGAGAAGAUUAUAAAGGAUUUGGAAGAUAAAGUUGCCAAUUGUCCACAGUGUCAGGAAUGGCAGAAAAAGUAUGAAGAGCUUGAACAAACUUUAGAGAAUGUUAAAGGGGAGGUAAACAAGUUAAGGGAAGAACUAUCUACACUGAGAAGUGACCUGAAAGCUAAAAACAUGGAAGUUACUGACUUAGAAGAAAAGUUUGAAAAUGUCAAGUGUGAGUUGGCCAAGAGAGAACAGACAUUUGUAGAAACCUUAGAAAAACUUGAACAGACAAAAGAUCAGUAUGAUGCAUUUAAACAGGAAAUGGAGAUUCUGAAGGAAAACUUAGAGGAAAAGGAAGGAGAACUGGAGAGAUUACAGACAGCUCAGGCAGACAUGAUGGAACAGCUGAACACUACAAACGGCCAGGUGCACGAACUGAGUGACACUAAAUUAAAAUUCGCAGAAAUGAAGUCCUCUCUUCACAUGCAGAAAACAUUGUAUGAAAAGACCAAAGCUGAACUAGUGGGUCUAAAGGAGGAAAAACAUGAGUGGAUUUCAAACGAGGAAAAGCUGAAGGAACAGAUAAAGAGUUUGGAAGAGAGGACACAUUGUAUGGAAAGAGAUGGGAAAGAGCUUUCAGAUUUAAAGGCUGAAUUGGCGGAGACAAAAAAGAACUGUAGUGAAUCAGAAGAAAAGUGGAAAAUCCUUCAGGCAGAGAAAACAGAUAUUGAAAAUAAAUAUAAAGAAAUGGAAAACAAACUCUCCAAAGUGUCCUUUGAAAAAGAGAACAAGGAUGCAGGAUAUGUGGAGAAAGUAUCAAAACUGGAAACGAAGCUAGAGACCGCUGAAAAGAGGUGUGAAGAACUUAAAAACAUUCAGAGUUCAAUACAGGAUGAGAAAAGUGAUCUGUCAAAAAAAUUGGAAAAUCUCUCACAGGAACUGACAAAAAAGAAUGAUGUAAUAGAAAGUAAAGAGAAAAUUUUAACGGAUUUGCAAGGAAGGCUGAAAGAGGCAGAAAACAGUGUAGAGAGGCAGAAUUCUAUUACAUCAGAACUAAGUGAAAUGAAGGCAAAAUGCCAAGAAUUAGAACAAAUCAAAAUUGACCUUGAAAAUAAAGUUAGCGAGGCUAGUCAAGCUUCAGAUCAGAAAAAUGAUGUCCACAACAGGAAGCUUAUACAGGAGCUAUCAGACUGCCACAGAAAAAUUGAUGAGCUGCAGGGAGUAAAAGAAAGAUUGGAGGAAAAAGUGGAAAACUUAAAAUCAGAGAUAUCGUCAACCAAGGACACUAAGGAGGAUUCCUGUAAUAUUUGUCCAACAAUCCACAAAGAGUUGGACUCGAGUCAUGAAAGGGAACAGACAUUGAAGAAGCAGCUUCAGACUGCCGGGGAAAACAUCGGGGAGCUGAACAACAAAAUCUGUGACCUAGAGGAUCAGGUGUCAAAACUAAACCAGAAAAUCCAGGAAGCAGAGAGCAAAACUGUACACCAGGAGCCCAGAUUGAGCAUGCCUGGCAGUUCGGUUGACCUUGACAGUCUUCGAGACGAGCUGACCCAGAAGUUGGACGUGAUACGAGAAUUACAGGGAGAGUUAGUGAGGAAGGACAGCAAACUACAGACAGAGAAGAUGAAGUACAAACAGUUAGUGGAGGAGCGGACUGACGAACACAGGCGAUAUGAGGCAGCCAUGAAAGAUGCGACAGCUAAUGAGGAAUGUAUCGCUGUGUUGAAGACAGCCCUGGCAGAACAAGAGGAAACCAUGGAACACCAGGACACACUGAUACAGCAACAUGAGAAAAACAUCGAAAAAUCACAAAAAGAAUGUGAGAAAUACAUGAACAUGUACCAGUCUCUUUUGUCUACCACCAGUACAAGCAGUGUGGAGAUCCGGGACCUCAGUAAGAAAGUUUGUGACCUCUCCGUGGAAAUCGAACGUGUGAGAAGUGAGAAAAAAGACCUUGAGAAUAAAAUCUCAUCACUGAAGAAACAAGAGGCCGAACACCAGCAGCUGGCCCAGGAAAACUUAUCACUGAGAGAAACCAAGAGUGCUGUGAAGGAUUUGAGGGACAAGUUGUCUCAAGUUAGGGGAGAGAAGGAAAGUCUUCAGACCACACUGAAGGGUGUGACGACUCAGGUGGAGAGUCUACAGCAGGAGAAGAGAGUGCUGGAGGAAAAGCUUGGGAGAACAGAAGAAAGAGAUUCCUGGAGUGACAAGAAGGUGGAGGAUUUGACGGCUAAGUUAUCUGAUGUUGAGGUUAGGUACAACAAGAGAGAGAGCGAGUUCAAGGCACUGAGGGAACAGAAAGGAAAACUGGAGGCCAUCUUGAAAGAGAACAAUGCAGAGAUAAAGGAUUUAGAAAAAUCACUAUCUGAAACAAGAGCUGAAUGUGAAGCUCUGAAAUCAGAUGCUAAGAAGGAGGCCAGAGAACAGCUAAGUGAUAUACAGAAGGAACACGAGGCAGCCAUGGCUGACAUGAAAGUCAAAAUCAGGGAAAAAGACCACAGUUUACGGACUGGAAAUAAGCAAAUUCGUCAACUUGAAGAUGAAGUCAAAGAGCUUGUAGAGAAAAAUAAGGAUAAAGAUGUUCAAAUGAAGACUUGGAAAGAAGAGAAGGAUAAAUUAGUUUCCUCCCUGUCAGAAAUAAUUGAAAAACAAAAGGAGGAUAAAGAAAAAGUGAAAGAGCUUGAAAAGGAAAAGUCUCAUCUGGAAGCUGUGGUCCGGGACCAGAUAGAAACUAUAAAACAGCUGACUUCAUCUGGAUCAUCCGUAUCAUCUACUAGGAAAUCCAGAUUGAGAAAUACCUCUAUAUCAUCAGAUGUAUCUAAUUUAGAUACAAGCGAAACUCCACUGCGCAGGACUUCCACUCGGAGGGGAAGAAAGAGGCGGUCGUACUCUAUGCCAGAUAUUGAGACCCCUGCCUCUAAGAAGAAGGACAGUGAUGUCUCGCUGUUGUCUGAGGAUGUGGGAGAUGAGAGGGAGAGGAUCCAGAUUGAUGCCACACCCCCUGUUGCCGCCAAAACGCUGCGCAGGACGAGAAAGAAACCACGAUCUUCUACUGACCUCCUCAGGGAGGAGGCAAAAGAGUCAUCAAAGUGCAAAGCUGCUGAUAAAGAAAAUAAAUCCAUGAAGAGAAUUGGAUCCCUUCUGUCAGCCUUGAAAAAGUCACCUGUUUCAAAAUCAGCUAAGAAACACCUGGCGGAAAUCAAAGAAAUGCCCUCGCCAAACCACAAUCUGGUGGAAGUAGAGGAUUGUGGGACACAAAUGUCGGCAGAAAAAGUCAAAGAACCCCCCUCUCGUAAAAAAUCUCGCCAUGCAUUAUACAAAGAACCACUACAGAUAUCAGAGCCCCUAGACUGUGGGCAGUUCAUUCACACUACUCCAGAGGAGAACAUACAUGAAACAGUAAAGAAGAGGCUAAGGGGCCGACCCAGGAAGUGAACAAUGGAUACUAUUUAUAAGCUACUGGGAUGACCCAGGAAGUGAACUAUGGAUGCUAUCUAUAAAUGUGCCAAACAAUUUUACUUUUCAUUUCAAUUCCUCUAAACUGUUACUUUUACAACUUUUAUGCAUGAAAGAUAGUUUGUGUUUUAUUCAAGAAUACAAGAGGUAACUUGUUAGUGGAUAAACAUAUUGAACAAAUGUUAUCCUUCCCUUUUAAUAUCCAGUAAUACAGGGUUUGUCACAUCAGAUGUUUCCUUCAUGUUUUUCUUCAGCUUCUGUAUUUUCCAAAGAAAUGAAUGACUGUCAAGACAUUGAUUCAAAAUUUGAAAAAAAUACACAUUCUAUGAAUGUAUGGAUCUGGUCAUUAGUUUUCACAAUACUUUAAGCUGGUAUGUGCUGAAAUGUAGAACUGCACAUGUAUUAAGAUUAUACUAAAAUAUAUUCUUCUACUUUCUAUUUUAUGUCACUAUUAUGCCAGAUUUGUUAUAUGUUAUUUUUGAGAUGUGUGCUUGAAAGAAGACUUGUUUUUCCUGGGCAUUACUUAAAAAAAAUCAAGCAUUUUGUCAAAAUUUGAAUGAAUUUUUGAUUUGAUAUUUACAAUCCAUUAAAUUCAACUCAUAUAAGACACAGAUAUCAGGAAAUGUUGUGUCAGCCAAGAAGACUUCAUUAUUUAUUUUUUUCAUUUCAUUUGUGAGAAGUUUGUCUUAUAAUAGUGCAAAUGUUUACUGAAUGUCCAUAAACUUUCUACCUAAUGUAUUAUCUAAUGCCUAUCUUGUAUACAGACCGUUGAUGAUAAAAACUGCACUGCUUUACCUUGGAUAUCCAGUUUUUGUACUUGAGUGUAUUUGUAUCUAAUCACAUUAGGUUGUGACUGUCAGGAGCUGCUUUUCAGAACUAUAUGUAUGUCAAUCCCAUUAAAACCCAUAAUCAUGUCUAUUUCCCUGUCUCUCUAUCCUCAUUCUUUUUUCAAAGAAAUACAAAAAUAAAAAGAA